This is a messenger RNA of Exophiala oligosperma, 1308 nucleotides long. RefSeq lists its product as uncharacterized. Gene Ontology annotation, cellular component: endoplasmic reticulum membrane. The record is from RefSeq and is a predicted model, not a curated record. The coding region runs from base 287 to 973 and encodes 228 amino acids. Gene Ontology annotation, biological process: endoplasmic reticulum to Golgi vesicle-mediated transport. The transcript has 2 exons. NCBI's taxonomy places the organism in Eukaryota, Fungi, Ascomycota, Eurotiomycetes, Chaetothyriales, Herpotrichiellaceae.
CUAAGCUCCUGAAUACCAAGAGCAUCUUUCUACACUCUCAACGACUUUUUCUUGGCUUGAUUAUUCUGACUUUUGCUUCAUUACUUCAGAUAAUCUGUCUAGAUCUCUCCUCUUCUUGUGUAUGUACUGUGGCACUUUGUUGGGUGACUUGGAAGUAUUUCGGCGCAUGUUCAGCUGAAGUGCAAUCUUUGGAUACCUAAGUACAUUUCGACUGCAAUUUCACCUGAAACCAAACUUUUCAGCUUCUCAACAAACAUAUCGAGACGAGUGUCUGUACCUUGUCAGAAUGCCUACCAAUCCAUUUGCGACGUUCCUCAUCAUCUGCCCUGUCUCGUUCUUCCUGGGCAUUCUCUUCUCUCUCUUCCCCUACGACUAUCCCCUCCUCUGGUCGUCACUGCCUACGCCGGACACGCACUUUGAUGCCAUCGAGACACACCUACAACUCUUGCACAAUGCGCCGAAUCUUAUCCAGCGCAUCCUACACAUCAUGUUGACCGCGGGCCUUUUGGGUUUGCUCAUCAAGCUGUACAAGCCCACCGAGUCCAACAUGCUUUUCGACGGAGGCAGUCUGGUGCUCUACAUGGUCGCGGUCAUUGUCUACAUUGCAAACAUUGUCAAAGGUCUCCGCAUCGUCAACGACGGCACGUAUGGAUUAGGAUUGAACAACAUGGAUCAAGAUCAAUUGGACAACCUGAACAUGCAGGGCCAAGACGCGGAUUCGGGCGACAGAGUGCUGGGUCGUGAGGACAACCUCAAGGUCCUAGCUGCCAGCAACACGAUCCUGGCGUUGGUGCUUGUUGGUGUGUUGGUUCUACAAGUCGGCCAAAUGUACGCCGAUCGUGUUGACGCGCGCGCACUGAAGGACUUCCAUGAAAAGGAGAAACUCGAACAAGAGAAGAAGGAAAGUGAGUCCCCCUCGAGUGCGACCGUGAAGAGACAGGGUAGUCUCAGGGAAGGCAAGAAGACGAAAUGAUGGCAAGGCUGAUGAAUGAGGGCAUGACUGGGAAUCUUGGUGCGAUGGGAGACAUCUACAUAUGACUUUUUUUUUCAAGACGACACAGUAAGGCCUCGUCAUGGUACACAGUUGAAAAUCAAGCCAUAGGCUUUACCUGUAGGGAGUACUCGUCCUUAGGAGCUAUCUCAAAGGACUCGAGAAAAUUUUGGAAUGUUCAGCCUUUUUGGUGGUCAUGGGCGAAACAUGUUCAAAACGUUGACUGGCACAUUUACUGGUGUUUCUCUCAGCGACCAUGCUACGAAGAGUCUUCUGCAAAUUGACACAUUCAAAGCCCAUGUGCUGGGAGGGGCUCA